GCCAAGUCGUGCGUACGCGAUGCAGCCAGGCGCUCUCGUGUAUCUACUAUACGAGUUCCUCUUUGUGUGUAAUAAUAAUUGUCCCGUCGGUACGACGUCGGCAUUAUUUCUGUGCGACACUUAAAAAGGCUGCGAUGACAGUUCGUUCAAGUUCUCCCCGUUGCUCCUAGAUCAUUGGCAUAUGAAGCUGAACCACCUGGAUGAUAAAAGGAAAAAAAUAUAUAUAUAUAUAUAUUCAUUUAAUUAUUGAAACGAGAAUACGUGCGGCCUUUGAUCAUCUGUAGUUAUUCGUGCAACCGGUCAGUCUUACAAUGGGUUGAAAUCAGUUUUCCUUCAUUUUGCGAAACCUACCAUUUAAGGAAAAUAACGAAUAAAUACAAAUAGAAGGAAAGAGAUUGAGAAGAAGGGGUGGGUGAUGAAUAUUAGUACACGAGAAACGGUUAAAAUAACGAUCGACUGAUAUAUAAAAAGAAAGGAAAAUCAGAAACAAGACAUCAAGGGAAAGGUGCCAUGGAACAUUUCUCUCGCUCUCAUGAAUAAAAAGUGUGUCAGUCGCCUGCCGCACCUAUCCUUUGGCCUCGCAUGAAAAUGACUGAAAUAUUGUCAUGAAGAUGCAAUAUAUAAUGGAGAAUUCCCAGUUUAUGAGAGGGCCAAUUAAUAUAUUGUUGAUAAAGGCAUAGAGAGAGAGAGAGAGGGAGAAAAAAAUAUUGUCUGUCGGUGCGAAGUUGUCGAGGGAAAGAGAGAGAGCAGCCGUGUCGAUAGCUUUGAAUUAUGCAGUAUUCCAGUAUUGCAUCAGGAGAUACCACCCCUCGGAGAGUUUUUGAAGACUAUACGUGAUAAUAGAAACACUGGUAGGUGACUAAACGGCCACUGAAACAAACGGCAGUUGAUAAAAGAAAAAAAAAAAAGUAUCAUAUUCUCACACUUCAGAGGUCGGCCACGACCCGUUUAGCCCAGGAAUUGUCGGUACAGAAGUGCUGUGUGUGUUUGAGUGUGUGUGUGGGCGACCGGGCCAGCAUUACUGAAGCAACAAGUGGCUUUUUACCCAACACACUGCCUGCCGCUGCUUACAAUUUCCACACGCCUAUUCUCUUUGCUGUUCGUCAUCCCCGAUGUGACCUCUCUCUCUCUUCUUAGCCCGUGCUCUUUCGUUUUUCAUUAUUUUCCCCAUUUUCCUCGUGUUUAAAUGAAAAGGGGACUGAUAAAGGUUAGACUGUUAUAAUAAUAAUGACAAUCUUUCGCCGUUAUUGAGUUUCUCAGAAUCUCCGAGAAGGGAAGAAACCGAGAAACCUCUGAUCUCUUCCUACCUCCCUUGAACUAAGGACCCUGGCACCUCCUCCGUCAUUACAAAAGCAGAAGUAGAAAAAAGAUAAAAAGAAAAAGUGUUAAGUGAGAUUUUAAUGGUAAAACGUCCACUGACUGUCAACGUCCUUGGAAGACCGAUUCUCUGUCCUCGUCGUAGGGAGGACCUCCUCUUCAGUAGUGUGGCUCCCUUGUCCUCCGCCUCCUCCUCCUCCUCCUCCUCCUCCUCACCAUGACGACGGAGACGGGGCCGAAACAGCAGGCCGAGGUAAAGCCCGUACGCGGGUCCGCACCCCCCCGGGGCGGAGCGCCCAGCUUGGCCACAGAACUGAGGCGAUGCUGCACGGAACUCGUGGCUUCCACCCCUAACCAACGCAACUGGCGAGGAAUCCUCAUCGCUCUCCUGGUCAUAGGAUGCGUGUGCGGCCUAAUCCUGUUUUCUGUGGUCCUCCUAACGCCUCCUGAUUCCGGACCCAGAGUAAAAGGAUCCCGAUUCACCCUAGCGGACGUCCUCUCGGGCCAGUUUAAUCCCCCAGGAUUCAACGGCAAAUGGAUAUCAAGCACAGAGAUAGUCUUCCGAGACGAUGGGGGUGGCGUCAGCCUCCUGAACGUCCCCAACCUCACUGUAACUCCGCUGGUCUCCAAUUUCACUUUCCGUCGAUUAAGUAUAGAAUUAUUCGACGUUUCUCCUGACAAGAAAUACAUUUUGUUAAAACACGAUGUUCGCCAGAGCCACCGUUACAAUCACUUAGCCAAAUAUACAGUUCUGCGGAUGGACACAGAGCAUGUCGAAUUGGUGACUCCUUUUCCAUCUCCAAACGGCCAUCCCGAAUUGCAGCACGCGACUUGGAUUCCCGGGGCCGAAGCUUCGCUCGUGAUGGUCCACGAAAAUGACGUGUAUAUAAAGAAAUCUCCGACUUCUCCCGUCGUCAUAAGGAUCACCAACACUGGGGAACAACAUACUAUCUAUAACGGCAUUACUGAUUAUCUCUACCAAGAUUACGUCCUUCAUUCGGUGUCCGCCAUCUGGCCGAGCAAAGAAGGGAAACGCCUGUGUUACGCGACGUUCAAUGACUCCAGAGUCCACGAGGCGAAGAUACCCAUCUACACCGAGCAGUAUUCAACCAUCCGAAAAGUGAGAUACCCUAAGGUGGACACGCCAAACCCAGUAGCAACUCUCUGGGUUGUCGAUAUCGGCGAGCCCACAGCCAAGCCACAGGACCUGAAGCCACCCUCAAGAGUCAAAGACCAGUCAGUGGGAGUGUGGGAUCACUACUUUACUGGAGUGGGAUGGAUAGACGAAGAAAGAGUGGCAGUUGUAUGGAGAAAUCGACCUCAAAACGUCAGUGUCGUGACCACAUGCUCUACUCCAUUGUGGUUCUGUGAAGAGCUUUAUGUUGAAGAAAGUGGCCCUGAGAAAUGGGUGAUCGUAAAGGACGCCCCUCUCUUCACGAAAGAUGGAACAGCGUUCAUAAGCAUAGCGCCCCUGGUGGAUGGGAGCCUCGGGACCUAUCCUCAUAUCAUACAGGGAAAUACUGAAAUUAACCACAACAUGCCUCUUACUUUCGGGCCCUAUACUGUGUUCUCUAUUCUCGCCUGGGAUACUGUCAACCAUUAUGUAUACUAUGUUGCGAACAAGGAGAAAGAUGCCAGGGAUCGUCAUUUAUGGCGCGUCAUGGACUUGUCAGCAACUACCCCACACCUGCAGGAGUGCCUUACUUGUGAUCUUAAUUACACUACCCCAGCUUGCAGGCACUUCACUCCUUUUAUGGGACCCAACAACUUUAAUGAGGUUGUGUUGCAGUGCGAAGGCCCCGGCGUGCCCCAUACAAUACUAUAUUCUAUAAGUGAUGGAGAGAUCCAGCUGUACAUCCACAAUAACUCAGAAUUACAAAGGAUAAGUGGAGAGAUGGCAUGGCCGCAACAAAAGCAUUAUCGUGUACAGCUAGAAGAUGGAUUUGUUGCUCAGGUAAGACUGAAUGUACCCCCAGAGUUCAAGGACGACGAAGCAUUCAUUCACCCCGUUGUAGUGCGCGUUGGAGGUGUACCAGCUCAACAGAAUGUUAACCACAAAUGGAAAGUCGACUGGGGAACAUAUCUAGCUUCAAAUAAGUCAUGGAUUGUAAUGGAAGUAGACGUCCGAGGAGGUGCUGGCCAAGACUUGGGAUCGAUGUAUAAACCUGCGUGGCAUCUUGGAGAAAUAGAAGUUCAGGAUCACAUCUCCGUCAUGAAGUCACUCGUCGCCGAACUAGAGUUUAUGGACCCAGCUAGGGUAGCAGCAUUUGGCUGGGGUCAUAGUGGCUACAACGCAGCUAGGUUGCUGUCCCAAGACACGGAUCACGUGUUCGCAUGUGCAGCUGUUGUUAGCCCUAUCACAGACUGGUCACUUUAUGCAUCAGCGUACAGUGAGAAAUACAUGGGAACAGCGCGAGUGGAACCUGGUGGCAAUUAUCGCGGCUACGAAGAAACUUCUCUGCUAUUACGAGCAGCCGACUUCAAGAACCGCACUUUACUACUUGUUCAUGGAACAGCCGACACUGAUGUUCAUUAUGCUCACACUCUCAAACUAUCAAGAGCUCUUACUAAAAAUGGCAUUAUUUUUAGACAACAGACGUACACUGACGAAGGCCACGACUUGGAAAAGGUGCAGUCUCACCUCUUCAAGAGUUUAGAGAAGUACCUGGAUGGCUGCUUCCCUCCUUAUAAUGAAGAGGAACUUAGCAUACUCUAUGGUCAAGAUGCUUUCCAAUAGUUAUUCAUUAGACUGUUGAAACUAUAACAUCUUCAUUUCUUCAUCGUAGGGUUUGACUGUUGGCUUUGCCAUCUGUCCUUAACCCUUCUAUGCUUCUCCCCAUGAUAUUGUACCAUACGAUAAGCAUUUUAAUACUUUUCCUGAUUUCAGUGUACAGUGUAGUCCUGUUGACCCGAUGAUUAGCCCAUCUUGUAUAACAAACAUAAAAUUUAAGAAAACGUGUGUUCUAGUUCAUCACAGCUAUCUACAGGAAUCUGGAAUACUACCCAUAUUUUGUAUUGAGGCCUCCGUAAGCCACCAAUUCCUUAUUUCCAACAACAACAACAUGUACAAUAUUCACGUAGAUCUGUAUUGCUAUGAGAAACCGUUAGCUUUCAUUAGAAUCUGAUUUCUACCUCUAAAAUACCUGUAAGAAACGUGUAUUUUUUUUUCUUUACAUCAUUCUUGUCAUGCUUUGAACUCCUUUUCACUUCAUUUGGUGUUUUGACACAGUUUUACAUGAAACUUAAAAAAGCAUUAAAAAUAUCGGCAAUUUGGCAGUUAAAGCUUAGAGCUAUAAUGAAAACACUAUGUUGUUUCCUGAACUUUAUUUCUAGUACAGCCACUUCUCUAAUAAUUGUGAUAAUGAGAUAUCCUCAAUAUUUGUAUGAAAUAUGUAGUUAACAAAACAUUUAUACUGAAUAUAAUACCCAAACAGUAUUGCAUAAUAAUGUUUAGAAAACGUGUAAGAGAGCAAGUGUUUGUGGAUAAGCGGAAGUGUGUUUGGUUAUUUCAGAUGUAUAGCUGUAUGUUUGUGUUCUGUAUUUAUGUAUAAAUGUAUGUAUCAAUGUAUGCUAUCAUGAAUGUAUGUUUUUAUGUGAGUGAUAUCCAUUUUACAAAGUUAGAGUGACAGCAUCAUGGCGGGAUUGUUUAGUUAGGAUUCCUUUUCAUUUGUUUUCUUUGUAGUUGGAGCUUCUGCAUCAUAGAAUUAGCUUGAGAAUCUUUGAGAGAGCCUUUCGGCAGUUAUUUUUGCUAUCUAUGUAGGGGUUUUCAAGUUUCAAUGCAGUAUAAGGCCUUAAAAUAAUUUAAAUAGAGUAAACAUGUGUAAACAGUAAAGAACGUUAUUUCUUAGAUUAAGGUAUAACAAGGAAAUUAUUUAGAGUGUCCUUAAUUUCUCCAUUUUAUUUUGACAUAUUUUUGGAAUAAAUAAUAAACAUGUCUUUAUCAAUA
Molecule: messenger RNA, 5263 nt
Organism: Macrobrachium nipponense
Lineage: Eukaryota; Metazoa; Arthropoda; Malacostraca; Decapoda; Palaemonidae
Product: inactive dipeptidyl peptidase 10-like
Exons: 17
Coding region: 1535-4054 (839 amino acids)
Biological process (GO): proteolysis
Cellular component (GO): plasma membrane
Molecular function (GO): serine-type peptidase activity; dipeptidyl-peptidase activity
Source: RefSeq, a predicted model, not a curated record